Molecule: messenger RNA, 4344 nt
Organism: Apis florea (little honeybee)
Lineage: Eukaryota; Metazoa; Arthropoda; Insecta; Hymenoptera; Apidae
Gene: rsh
Product: Rap GTPase activating protein radish
Biological process (GO): regulation of small GTPase mediated signal transduction
Cellular component (GO): cytoplasm
Molecular function (GO): GTPase activator activity; protein binding
Source: RefSeq, a predicted model, not a curated record
CUCAGUUAUUUUAUAAUGAAAUGUAGAUCCGUUAGAUUUGAUAAAUUAAAAAAGUUUACAAAAAAAAAAAAAGUUAACUUACAUGCAUUUUCAGAGCACAUUUUUGUGGUGGUCCAUACUGAAUUUUCCGGUCGGUGGUUAAGAGGUCGAAUCCUGGUGCAACCAUUAUUUCUUCUAAUUAAACAGCUGAAUCAACAACAAUUUCCUUGUCGGCCAGAGCCUUGCCAUGCGAUGUCGUUGCAGAACCCCAGACUUCGACAUUACAGAAGCAUGACAGCGAUCUGUUUCGUGUGUAAUCUACCGAUCCUCAGCCACCAGGUCGGCCUGGUGUGGCAAGGGGGGAAUGGAUGGGACGAUCUUAUGCGGGAACAGGUCGAGGAAUCCACCUUGAAACAACGCCUCGGAACCGGAAGGCGCGAUUCGGCGACACAGAUCACAAGCAUAUCCCCGCCAAACGAGCCGCAAGAACCUGCGACGAAUCAACGUCGACGACGAUCGAGCUUGGCACAAUUGACAGACAUUUUGCGCGAGUGGAGCGGGGGUGGCGCUGGAAAGAGCGAGCGGGGGAACAAGUUGUAUCGUCGUGAAACAUUGGGAGAUAUAGCGAAGUCUUUUCCGUGGUCCAGACAGACGACCACGGACGCGAGCCACCUGGAGAGACUGCGCAAGAGGAGGGAGAGCUCGGUGGACAGCGGGAUCAGAAGCCAAUCGUCCACGAAAUCGAGGAAGGAUUCAACGAUCACCGAGCUGAAAAAUGAUUUUGCCAGAUUAUGGGGAAAGAAGGAGACGCCUCAGCCGCAACCACCCCCUACCGUUAUUUCGCCCACCUAUCGAGGGUUCAGAGAGACCGAUUCGAGAGGAUCUCGACGCGGAUCAGGGGAGAGUGGAAGGGCGAAAAAUCAAGGGGAACGGAAGCAUAAUUGCCGUCACCACAGGCGCAGGCAAUCGCAGCAAUCGCAGCAAUCAAUGGACAGCGGUAGCGGUGUGAUGCCCGUGAAAUAUUACAGAAGCGAUCAAAGACCGAGCGCUUCGAGCACGGAUAGCGCGGCAAGCAAUGCUGUCAGAGAACAUUUGGAAGCCCGUAAUUCCAUGGAUAAAGGCGAACGAUCGAGUAGUAUCGAGGGCAAAACAUCCGUGACGACGAGUAGCGAAUCAAAAACGUCCACCACGACUACCACCACAACUGUGUCGUCGACGACCACCGCGGUGACCACGUCGACCACAGUGACGAUGGAGCCGAAAGCCGCGACCGUCGUCGACAGUAAAAAUUUAACCCUCGACUCGUCCAUCACCACCCCUACCAUCGUGAUGUCAUCAGUGACGCCACCAAGCGUCUCUCCAACUGUGGGUAGCAGCCUUCCACUUCCAGGAACCUCGACUUCCGGUAGCUCCAGUCCCGUUGGCUCGCCAAACGUCAACACACCGACCCACCCAUUGAUUAGCACCAGAAGAGACUCGACUACUCAGUGUUAUCAGAAGGGAAAGGAAGUAUCACCGAACAAGUUGUCGAGAUUGAUACGACAAUCGGCUGCCAUAGAUGAGUCGAUGCCACCAGCACGGCGACGAGGAAGCCAACCGACACUGUCACCGGAUACUGACGAAGGAGGACGAAGAGCUCGAAAAGACUCGCUGAGCCCCGAUUCCGCUUCGUAUCCGCGGCGCCGUGAUUCGAAGAGCCAUCUGAGUCCAGAUAGAGCAGUCGAUAAAAGGGACAUCAGUCCUAUCAGGGAGAGAUCUCAGCUGACGCGGCAGUCAAUGUCGAUGGCAGGACGGUCGCCACCUAGAUCACCGGACAGUUCUUCUUGUUCGUCAAGGGAUCCAAGUCCAUGUGCUCGUGCUCCAGGGAGUAUACCUCAUGCUCCUAUAGGAAGAAGACAAUCGACAACGGACGAGAUAUUUAUUGCUCGUGGCUUUAGACGACAGAGCACCACGGAAGAGACAAUAAGAUGUCGAAACUUUCGAAGACAGAGUUCUCAAAGUGAAAAACUGGUUCAGAGAUAUCAAGGACGAAGAGACAGUUCCACACAAAUCACCGAUGGAACAUUCGCUACCAUGUCUGUCGAGAUAUCGAACACGUUUUUCGACAGCAGCACUCAAACUGAACCAUCACCACUGUACGACAACAAUCACUACCAUGAGGAAUGUCUAAAAUGUAACAGCUGCGGCUUGAAUCUCACAGGACCCAAUCAGAAACGGGCUAGACGGUUCAAGAACCAAAUACUUUGCGAUCUUCACUUCGCUGACGUGGCGCUGAUGGAGUGCUCGGACUUCAUGCAGCAGUUGCGCAGCUUCAAACCACAAAGUUUAGGCUGCGCAGUUGCCCGAAGGAAGUCAUCGACCACCUUAAUCUUCCCCUUACCACCGCAAGCUUGUUCAGAUGAAUUCUGCAACGAGUUCCCUCACAACCUGAUACCGACACCUGGCUACUGGAUCGAGUGCUCCAGACAGCAGAUCACCUCUGACACGAUCUGGGAUGAGAGCGAGAGCGGAGAAGCGACCGACACAGAAUUGGCCGAGGUCCAGCAAGAGUCUGACACCGACGAAGUGCCCAGAAAGAAGACCACUAUCGAGGAACAAUGGGAGAAGAACCAAGGAUUCGAGUUGACCUCGGUCGAACAAGAGACGUACGAGAAAUAUUUCUAUGGGACUGAGCAUUGGAAUUAUUUCACCAACGACGACGACCUUGGUCCCGUGAUACUUAGUAUCAAGCAGGAAACGUUGAACAGUCGGGAUCAGUUCAGAAUUCUCGUCAGGGCAAUCAGUUACACCGUACACGGGCUGAUUCCAGCGAGUUGUGUGUUCGCUGACAGGUACAAUCGAGAGGAAGUGGUGCGUAGUUUAGGCAAAGAGGUGAAUGUGAAUCCACCGUUAACGUUGGGCCAAUUACCUGACACCCAGGACGAGCUUCUGAAGCUGGAUCAGGUGUUCAUAAAAUCGGAGCUGAAAGUCGGGGUUCUUUACGUACAGGAGAACCAGUGCACGGAGGAGGAGAUAUUGGAUAACCACGAGAAUUCGCCACUGUUCGACGAGUUCCUGCAGAUCCUCGGCGAUAAAAUUCGUCUGAAGGGUUUCGACAAGUACAAGGGUGGAUUGGAUACGAUUCACGAUCUGACCGGAUUGUACUCGGUCUACACCAAUUGGCGAGGGAUCGAGAUCAUGUACCACGUGUCCACGUUUCUCCCGAAUGAGAAACACGACGUGCAGAGGGUGCAAAAGAAGCGACACAUAGGAAACGAUAUAGUGUGCGUCGUGUUCUUGGAGGCUGACAAAACGUCGUUCAAUCCAGCUUGUAUGAAGUCGCAUUUCCUCUACACGUUUAUUCUGGUUCGAGUCAGUCCACGGAUAAAAAGGAAGGUUACCAGAUACGAAGUAUCCGUCGCUACGAGGGACGAAGUUGGGGCGUACAAACCUUAUCUUUGGGAACAAAAUGUGUUUAAAAAGGGUCCCAUGUUUCGUGAGUGGUUAUUGACAAAAAUUGUCAACGGGGAGAGAGCGAGUUAUUCCGCGCCAAAAUUCGCAAAGAUGCAAGAGAGAACAAGGACUCAAAUGUUGGAAGACAUUGUAGCUAACUUGGCCAAUCACGCAGAAACUGGCCAAAUUCCAAAGCCGUACAGGCGCGGUUCGUGGAGACCAAUAGGACACAUGAGACCGUCUUCGCCUCUUUUGGAUUCCGUCAGGGAUCAAUUCGAGGAUCCAGACCAGCUUGCCAAGGAUUUCACUAAGGUGUUCUUGAACGAUCAAGAGAAUGCCACGUUAAAUACGAAUCUGUUCGAUAUUUCGUUCUUGGUGCAUGGUCCACAGAAGCAGAAAGUUCGAUUCUUUGGUGUUAGAGCGAUUUUGGCAGUCAGAAGCAGAGUCUUCCAAGAAAUGUUGUACGGAAUUCAAGCCGGUUUCGGAAGUCCACAAGUACCGGUUGCCGAAUUACUUGCCAGGCCAGUGCCCACAUUAUUCAGUCCACAGAAACCAAGAAGUUCAAACUUUCUUCAAGUUCCUGACGUGGAAAGUCCAAGACCUAAAAGCGUGCCCUCGUCACCGAUGAUGAAGCGGGCGUUCUCGAGGCUCGGCACGAUCACUGCAGGCUGGGGAAGGAGCAUCAAAAAACACGGGAGCGGAAACACUUUGCAAACCGAGGAUCGUAAACGUUGGGCCAGUUCACAGGAUUGUAGCAAUAAAGAGGCGAAGGAAAAGGAGAAAGCUGCACAACAAUUAGCGGUGCCAAGGCUAAGUGUUUGCGCAGAUGCGCAAAAGGUUGACAGGGCGAAAUUGGCACAGACAGAGGUAAAUUUGAUAAACAUUAAUAAAUUAAAUGUUGGUGAAUCUGUUACUUAGACGCUAUCUCAAUCA